ACGCGCCCCCCAAUAGGAGAAUGACUGCGAUUCGAGACCCUCGGCGGCCGAGCAUGUGGAUGUAAGUGCGAGGCUGGCGAGCACCGUGUGGGUGGGGGUUGGUGGUGGGGGGAGAUUCUGAUGCAAUCGGCUCCGAAAGGAGGAGAGACAGGAGAGCGCGGGCUGGGGCAGCCACGCCGCUCCGCCUGAAGGUCGCCGCCCUUCACCUUCCUCGGAAAUCCGCCACGCCACGCUGAGCCUCCCUGCCCAGACCUCACUGACGGAGGCCACCUUUCCUCCGCUGAGGCAGCCAGACCUUGACACAAAGGACAUCGCACGGCCGGGGGAAAAUCCCGGAAGGGCGGAUACCUUGACGUCUCCUUUUGCCACUUUUCCUUUAUUGCCCGAGAUAUUUAUCGAGUGCCUACUGUGUGCUAGGCACUAUAUCUAUGUGUGUAGAAAAAUCCUUGAAGGUUAUACUCCAAUAUAUAUACAGUGAUCAUCUCUGCUUGCUGAGAUAACAGGGGUGUGAACCUUAUAUUUUUGCUGCUAUCCAUUUGUAAAUACACUCAGAAAAGGAGGAUUUGGACGACAGGCACUUUCUAAACAUGAUGCAUUUCAAAAGUGGACUCGAAUUAACUGAAUUGCAAAACAUGACAGUGCCCGAAGAUGAUAACAUUAGCAAUGAUUCCAAUGAGUUCACCGAGGUAGAAAAUGGUCAGAUAAAUAGCAAGUUUAUUUCUGAUCGUGAAAGUAGAAGGAGUCUCACGAACAGCCAUUUGGAAAAAAAGAAAUGUGAUGACUAUAUUCCAGGAACAACCUCCUUGGGCAUGUCUGUUUUUAACCUAAGCAACGCCAUUAUGGGCAGUGGGAUUUUGGGACUCGCCUUCGCCCUGGCAAAUACCGGAAUCCUACUUUUUCUGGUACUUCUGACUUCAGUAACACUGCUGUCUAUAUAUUCAAUCAACCUUCUGUUGAUCUGUUCAAAGGAAACAGGCUGCAUGGUUUAUGAAAAGCUGGGAGAACAGGUCUUUGGCACCACAGGGAAACUUGUCAUCUUUGGGGCCACCUCCCUACAGAACACUGGAGCGAUGCUGAGCUACCUCUUCAUAGUAAAAAAUGAACUACCCUCUGCCAUAAAGUUUCUAAUGGGAAAGGAAGAGACAUUUUCAGCCUGGUACGUGGACGGCCGCCUUCUGGUGGUGGUAGUUACCUUUGGCAUAAUUCUCCCUCUGUGUCUCUUGAAGAACUUAGGCUAUCUUGGCUAUACUAGUGGAUUUUCCUUGAGCUGUAUGGUUUUUUUCCUAAUUGUGGUUAUAUACAAGAAAUUUCAAAUUCCCUGCAUUGUUUCAGAGCUAAAUUCAACAAUAAGUGCUAAUUCAACAAAUGCUGGCAUGUGUACGCCAAAAUAUGUUACCUUCAAUUCAAAGACCGUGUACGCUUUACCAACAAUUGCGUUCGCAUUUGUCUGCCACCCGUCUGUCCUGCCAAUUUACAGCGAGCUUAAAGAUCGAUCACAGAAAAAGAUGCAGAUGGUUUCAAAUAUCUCCUUUUUCGCCAUGUUUGUUAUGUAUUUCUUGACUGCCAUUUUUGGCUACUUGACAUUCUAUGAAAACGUGCAUUCGGACCUCCUCCACAAGUAUCAGAGUAAAGAUGACAUCCUCAUCCUGACCGUGCGGCUGGCUGUCAUUGUCGCUGUCAUCCUCACGGUGCCGGUGUUAUUUUUCACAGUUCGUUCUUCUUUAUUUGAACUGGCUAAGAAAACAAAGUUUAAUUUAUGUCGUCAUGUCUUCGUGACCUUCAUACUGCUGGUUAUUAUCAACUUGUUGGUGAUCUUCAUACCCUCCAUGAAGGAUAUUUUUGGAGUCGUAGGAGUUACGUCUGCUAAUAUGCUUAUUUUCAUCCUUCCUUCGUCUCUUUAUUUAAAAAUCACAAGUCAAGAUGGAGAUAAAGGAGCUCAACGAAUUUGGGCUGCCCUUUUCUUGGGUCUGGGGGUGGUGUUUUCCCUGGUCAGCAUUCCCUUGGUUAUCUACGACUGGACCUGCUCAUCAGGUGGUGAUGAGGGCCACUGAGACCAGAUGGAGAAGGCAACGGUCAAGUUACCACUCAUCAGCAAGCCCUCAUCGCAUCCUUUGCAAGUUUACAGAAGCAAACAGAAAUUUACAAGAUACACAAUGGAAUAACACUUUGGUAACAAAACAGA
Molecule: messenger RNA, 2182 nt
Organism: Lagenorhynchus albirostris (white-beaked dolphin)
Lineage: Eukaryota; Metazoa; Chordata; Mammalia; Artiodactyla; Delphinidae
Gene: SLC38A1
Product: solute carrier family 38 member 1
Exons: 17
Coding region: 588-2051 (487 amino acids)
Biological process (GO): amino acid transmembrane transport; L-glutamine transport
Molecular function (GO): L-glutamine transmembrane transporter activity
Source: RefSeq, a predicted model, not a curated record